Molecule: messenger RNA, 1245 nt
Organism: Spirodela intermedia
Lineage: Eukaryota; Viridiplantae; Streptophyta; Magnoliopsida; Alismatales; Araceae
Source: the annotation of a GenBank genome assembly
AUGGAGAAUCGGAGGGAGGGGGACGCCAAGGGCGAGAAGGCCCCGGAGCCACAGGAGAAGCAGAAGCGGAAGACUCAGGAGGGCUGCAGCGCCAGCGGAGGGACCGCCGGCGUCAGGGCCUCCCAGGGCAAGGUCUGCAUCAGGGCCGCCGACAUGCCCGCGAAGAUGCAGAUGCGGGCGUUUCGGUGCGCCCAGGAGGUGCUCGCGGGAAUGCCCAAGCUCGAGAGCAAGCGUCUCGCUCAGACGCUGAAGAAGGUAACAUAACAUCUCUCUUGCCUCCCCAGCUCAAUCGCGCGCCUUUUCAUUUCCCCUGUUCCAAUGAUUAAGACUUUCAUGCUUUUGCUUGCAUUGAUCUGAGUGGGAAUCUCACUGCUGUGAGCAUGUAGCUGGAGGCGAAUUGGGUCAGCUGUAGCUGAACUGAACGCAAGAUCUUCUUCUGAAAGAUACGAGCAAUUGAAGCUGAAAUCACAGUUUCCAAUGGGGGAAAGAGGGAGAAAGGGGAAAUACUUUAUUGGGCACAAUGUCCAAUAAUGUUUUUCGUAUAGAAAGGGAUCUGAAUUAAUUAAAUAUUCCCUAUGUUAUCUGAAUAAUCUUCCAUGAUGGUCACUAGAACGGGACAUUUCACUGUCGCCGAACCAUCUUACAGCUUAUUUAGGAAAGCUGUCAAACGUUAGCUUUUCAUAUUUCUCCAUUGAACCGAUUCAUGGGCAUUUCUUGUGUUGCAACAUUCGCUGGAAGUGCAUGCAAGGGGAGGGGGAGGUGAAACGUUUUAGAGUGUUAGCAUGGAUCCGGGUACAGAUUUUUAUUUUAUUUUUAAUUGAUAUCAAAAACGAUUGUUCGGACUGCUUCCUCACACUCAAAACUGGAUGUCUGAGGACUUUUCUUGAUCCCUUGUUUAGAAGAACAUGGGGUAUGAUAUUAUCACCAUCACCUAGACUGGUUCCUUUUCAUGAUUUAAUUUUUUUUUUUUCAUUCAUUAUUUUCAAUAUAAUUGAUGCUGCCGAACAGUUUUUUGUGCCCUCUCUCUCUCUCUCUCUCUCUAUCUGACCUCCCUUCUCUCUCUUGGUCCCUGGCUCACUGUGAUCCCAGGAGUUUGACUCUCGAUGUGGCCCAGCAUGGCACUGCAUUGUGGGAACAAGCUUCGGAUCGUACGUCACGCAUUCCUUAGGAGGUUUUCUGUACUUCUCCAUCGAUAAGGUCCACAUUCUCCUCUUCAAGACUGCCGUUGAGCGUCUAGAACCGUGA